Messenger RNA from Prinia subflava (tawny-flanked prinia), 1640 nucleotides. It is a transcript of the gene CRYZL1, whose product is annotated as crystallin zeta like 1. The record is from RefSeq and is a predicted model, not a curated record. Gene Ontology annotation, molecular function: oxidoreductase activity. Bases 326 to 1399 code for a protein of 357 amino acids. The transcript has 15 exons. NCBI's taxonomy places the organism in Eukaryota, Metazoa, Chordata, Aves, Passeriformes, Cisticolidae.
AGGCGGAAAUAAGGGAGUGUCAUGGCAACCGCGGGCGCGUCGCGGUGCUCGGGAGUCCCGCGGAGUCGGAGCCGCUGAGCCCCUGAGGGCCGGCCCGGGCUGCUGGAGCCGCUCGGUGCGGGCCGGGUUCUCUCGGAACCCCUGAGGGCCGGCCCGGGGCUGCUGGAGCCGCUCGGUGCGGGCCGGGUCCUCUCUGGGAGCCCCUGAGGGCCGGCCAGGGCUGCUGGAGCCGCUCGGAUUCCUGUUCGUUGAGGACGACACGGGCCGAGUCGGGAGAGGAGACCAGAAACCCAAGUGGUGAUUUUUGGGGAAGUCACACGUUACCAUGAAGGCCCUGUACGGUCAGCAGAACUCUCCUGGAGAGGAAAUGACAUUUGUGUUCCAGGAAAGAGAGAACCUUCCUGCCCCCAGAGACCACGACGUGAAGGUGCAGGUCAGAGCCUGUGCCCUGAGCAGGGUGGAUACAAAGCUCCUGUCAGAAAUUAAACUGAAGAGGGAACUCGUGCCUGUCGGGCGAGAAAUUUCGGGAGUUGUGCUGGAAGUUGGAAGCAAGGUGACCUUUUUCCAGCCUGAUGAUGAAGUGGUGGGAAUUUUGCCCCUGGAUUCCGAGGAGUCUGGUGUCUGUGAAGUUAUACUGGUUCACGAGCAUUAUUUGGUUCACAAGCCAGAGAAGGUCUGCUGGGCCGAGGCUGCCGGGACGGUCCGGGACGGGCUCCGCGCGUACACGGCCCUGCACUACCUGGCCCAGGCGUCCCCUGGCACGAGUGUCCUUGUCCUGGAUGGAGCAAGUCCGUUCGGUACCAUCGCGAUUCAGCUGGCUCAACACAGAGGGGCCAAAGUCAUCUCCACUGCCCACAGCCUGGAGGACAAGCAGUACCUGGAGAGGCUCAGACCUGCUGGGGAAGGAGUCCGGCAGCCUCUGGUGGCCCGAGUAAUCGACCUGUCCCACGGCAAGAUCGACGUGGCCGAGAGCUGCCUGGAGGAGACGGGCGGGCUGGGCGUGGACAUCGUCCUGGAUGCCGGAGUGAGGCUGUACAGCUCUGAAGAUGAACCAGCUCCCAAAUCCCAGCUGCUGCCUCACAAGCACGACAUCAUCACCCUGCUCGGGGUGGGGGGACGCUGGAUAACCACGGAAAAGGAGCUGCAGCUGGAUCCUCCAGACAGCCGUUCCUUGUUCCUGAAGGGAGCCACCGUGUCCUUCCUGAACGAUGAGAUCUGGAACCUGUCCAAUGUGCAGCAGGGGAAAUACCUCGCCAUCCUGGAAGAUAUCAUGGAGAAAUUAUCAAAUAGCAUUUUCAGGCCUCAGCUGGAUGAACCGAUCCCAUUGUACGAAGCCAAAGUUUGUAUGGAAAUAGUUCAGAAGAAUCAAGCAAGAAAGAGACAAGUGAUCCAGUUCUGACACGCAGCUUCUGAUUUCUCAGCCUGGGGAAGAUAAAGAAAUGUAUUUGUGGAGUAAAUCAGCAUACACUUGCAGGCAGUAAACUGAAUUUAAACAUUCCUUGUACCUUCAGCACAAAUGGUCUCUGAAGCUUCCAUUACUUCAGGGUUUUUUAAUUCCCUUGAGCAGAAGGUUCCCAUCAGCAGCUUCUAAAAAUGCAGCCUUGCAAUAAAAAUCUUGUCUGCUCUGCCUCAAUUACAAA